This is a messenger RNA of Asparagus officinalis (garden asparagus), 1436 nucleotides long. Its product is annotated as leucine aminopeptidase 2, chloroplastic-like. The record is from RefSeq and is a predicted model, not a curated record. The transcript has 7 exons. Gene Ontology annotation, molecular function: manganese ion binding; metalloaminopeptidase activity. The coding region runs from base 114 to 1421 and encodes 435 amino acids. Lineage: Eukaryota; Viridiplantae; Streptophyta; Magnoliopsida; Asparagales; Asparagaceae. Gene Ontology annotation, cellular component: cytoplasm. Gene Ontology annotation, biological process: proteolysis.
GGGACGGCCGUCGUUUUUAGCUUUCGCUGCUGCCGCCUUCUCAUAAUCGAGCAGAGCCUCUUGAUUUACGCCGCCGUGAUCGCCGCCGCAUCGCCAACUUCCGACGAGCUCCCAUGGCCACUCUCGGCCUCACGAAGCCCGCCGCCGUCGAAGCUCCUCAGAUUGCGUUUGCUGCAAAGGAGUUAGAUUUUGCAGAAUGGAAAGGAGACAUACUUGCCGUUGCUGUUUCAGAGAAAGAUAUGUCAAAAGGCUCUGACUUCAAGUUCGAAAAUCCAAUUUUGAAAAAGCUAGAUGACAAACUUGGUGGUCUUCUCGCUGAGGCUUCCUCAGAGGAGGAGUUUGCUGGAAAAGCUGGACAAUCGAUGGUUCUAAGACUCCAGGGCUUGGGCUUUAGAAGAUUGGGCCUUGUUGGGCUUGGAUCAUGUUCACUUUCUGCCACCACUGCUACCUAUCGAGGCAUAGGAGAAGCUGUUGCUGCAGCUGCAAAGUCUGCCCAAGCAAGCAGUGCUGCUAUUUUUCUCGCAUCCUCAGAGGAAACUUCUGAAGAGUCCAAGCUUAAAGCCGCUUCAGCAAUUGCAUCAGGAGUUGUACUAGGAGUUCACGAAGAUAACAGGUUCAAAUCCGAGUCAAAAAAGGCGCUGCUUAAAUCCAUGGAUAUCAUUGGUUUGGGUUCUGGAGCACAAUUAGAUAAGAAGCUGAAGUAUGCAAGUGAUGUUUGCUCUGGAGUGAUUUUUGGGAAGGAGCUUGUAAAUGCACCAGCCAAUGUGCUUACCCCUGGUGUACUGGCUGAAGAGGCUUCAAAAGUUGCUUCUUCGUAUAGUGAUGUUCUUACUGCUAAAAUAUUAGAUGCAAACCAGUGUGCUGAGUUGAAAAUGGGUUCAUACCUGGGUGUUGCUGCUGCAUCGUCAAACCCUCCUCAUUUCAUCCACUUGUGUUAUAGACCACCAAAUGGUGAUGCAAAAAUAAAAUUGGCAAUAGUUGGGAAGGGACUGACAUUUGACAGUGGUGGUUACAACAUAAAGACUGGGCCAGGCUGUUCGAUAGAGCUAAUGAAAUUUGACAUGGGUGGUUCUGCAGCUGUUUUUGGUGCAGCAAAAGCCAUCGGUCAAAUUAAGCCUCCAGGGGUAGAGGUCCACUUCAUUGUUGCUGCCUGUGAAAAUAUGAUAAGUGGAACAGGCAUGAGACCCGGUGACAUAGUCACAGCUUCUAAUGGAAAGACAAUUGAGGUGAAUAAUACUGAUGCCGAGGGAAGGCUUACACUUGCAGAUGCUUUGGUAUAUGCUUGUAACCAGGGUGUUCAGAAGGUGCCAACAUCAUUUAUUAAUUCUACCUUGUUUUCCUUCUACUUGAUCCUUGAAAGUGAAUAUCAGCUUGUUGCAUUGUUAUUUUAUGCAAUCCAACGGAAUAUGCAUAUCUGUUAGAAUAGAUCUAAAUUU